This is a messenger RNA of Coccomyxa subellipsoidea C-169, 621 nucleotides long. RefSeq lists its product as hypothetical. Gene Ontology annotation, biological process: regulation of DNA-templated transcription. Gene Ontology annotation, molecular function: double-stranded DNA binding. Bases 1 to 621 code for a protein of 206 amino acids. The record is from RefSeq and is a predicted model, not a curated record. NCBI's taxonomy places the organism in Eukaryota, Viridiplantae, Chlorophyta, Trebouxiophyceae, Coccomyxaceae. The transcript has 4 exons.
AUGCAUGUUAAAGAUUCAGAUCAGCAGCAAAGAUUCCGGUGCCAGCUCGUACAGACCGCGGAUGCACGUAAGGCAAUCGUCACCCUGGCCAAGAAACGGAAAGAUAGUGACACCAUCAGCGCCUUGCGCGAGGCCUUGGAUGUUGGCCGGCGCAGCGAGCUGGAUCAGGCAUAUCAGGAGGGAGGGGCUUUCCUGCGCAGCAUCGGCUUCGAGGCCAAUUCAGAAAUCUCGCGGAUACUGGAUGUUGCCAUGAAUCCAAACUCAUUGUUCGUCACGCUGAGGGAUAAGAAGAGAGCAGGCAAUGCCUCGGCGAGGCGGCUGAAUGUUGAAGAGGACAUGAGGCCCGUGGUGGAGUGCCUGAGAUUGUGCGAUUUGAAUCAGGCACAGAUUGUCAAGGUGAUCUCAGACCACCCAGCAGUCCUGUGCUACAGCCCAGACAAGCGGUUGAAGCCAUUCUUUGAAUACCUGGAAAGCAUUGGCAUCGGCCCUGACAAGGUCGCAAAACGGCCAUCCCUGUUGGGUCUAGAGGUGAAUGCCAGCUUGCGUCGAAUCGUGGAUUACCUGCAGGAAGUGGAGGGCAAGACCACAGAGGAGCUGGCACAGCUGUUAGAAACUAUAUAA